Molecule: messenger RNA, 5159 nt
Organism: Chinchilla lanigera (long-tailed chinchilla)
Lineage: Eukaryota; Metazoa; Chordata; Mammalia; Rodentia; Chinchillidae
Gene: Ptpn23
Product: protein tyrosine phosphatase, non-receptor type 23
Exons: 25
Coding region: 95-5002 (1635 amino acids)
Biological process (GO): early endosome to late endosome transport; endocytic recycling; protein transport to vacuole involved in ubiquitin-dependent protein catabolic process via the multivesicular body sorting pathway
Cellular component (GO): endosome
Molecular function (GO): protein binding; protein tyrosine phosphatase activity
Source: RefSeq, a predicted model, not a curated record
CGACUUCCGGCGUGGAGAGGCGGGGCUGUGCGUGGCUGAGCCCGCAGCCGGACCGUGAGGAGCACGGCUGAGGGCCCGCUGGGCGCUGGCCGCCAUGGAGGCCGUGCCCCGCAUGCCCAUGAUCUGGCUGGACCUGAAGGAGGCCGGCGACUUUAAUUUCCAGCCCGCCGUGAAGAAGUUUGUCUUGAAGAAUUAUGGAGAGAACCCAGAAGCCUACAAUGAGGAACUGAAGAAGCUGGAGUUGCUCAGACAGAAUGCCAUCCGCGUUCCCCGGGACUUUGAGGGCUGCAGCGUUCUCCGAAAGUACCUCGGCCAGCUGCACUACCUGCAGAGCCGUGUCCCCAUGGGCUCAGGGCAGGAGGCUGCGGUCCCUGUCACCUGGACCGAGAUCUUCUCAGGCAAGUCCGUGGCCCACGAGGACAUCAAGUAUGAGCAGGCCUGUACCCUGUACAACCUCGGCGCGCUGCACUCAAUGCUGGGGGCUGUGGACAAGCGGGUGUCAGAGGAGGGCAUGAAGGUCUCCUGCACCCACUUCCAGUGCGCAGCAGGCGCCUUCGCCUACCUGCGGGAACACUUCCCACAGGCCUACAGCGUGGACAUGAGCCGACAGAUUCUCACUCUCAAUGUCAACCUCAUGCUGGGCCAGGCACAGGAGUGCCUACUGGAGAAGUCAAUGCUGGACAACCGAAAGAGCUUCCUGGUGGCCCGCAUCAGCGCACAGGUGGUGGACUACUACAAGGAGGCGUGCCGGGCCCUGGAGAACCCCGCCACCGCCUCACUGCUGGGCCGCGUCCAGAAGGACUGGAAGAAGCUGGUGCAGAUGAAGAUCUACUACUUUGCAGCAGUGGCUCAUCUGCACAUGGGAAAGCAGGCCGAGGAGCAGCAGAAGUUCGGGGAGCGGGUGGCCUACUUCCAGAGCGCCCUUGACAAGCUUAAUGAAGCCAUCAAGUUGGCCAAGGGCCAGCCGGACACUGUGCAGGACGCACUUCGCUUCACGAUGGACGUCAUCGGGGGAAAGUAUAAUUCUGCCAAGAAGGACAACGACUUCAUCUACCAUGAGGCUGUGCCAGCCCUGGACACCCUGCAGCCUGUGAAAGGUGCUCCCUUGGUGAAGCCCUUGCCUGUAAACCCCACGGAUCCGGCUGUCACGGGCCCUGACAUCUUUGCCAAACUGGUACCCAUGGCUGCCCACGAGGCCUCGUCACUGUACAGUGAGGAAAAGGCCAAGCUGCUUCGGGAGGUGAUGGCCAAGAUCGAGGACAAGAAUGAGGUCCUGGACCAGUUCAUGGAUUCGAUGCAGCUGGAUCCUGAGACUGUGGACAACCUGGACACAUACAGCCACAUCCCACCCCAGCUCAUGGAGAAGUGUGCAGCGCUUAGCGUGCGGCCUGACACCGUCAAGAACCUCGUCCAAUCCAUGCAGGUGCUAUCGGGCGUGUUCACGGAUGUGGAGGCCUCCCUGAAGGACAUCAGGACCUUGCUAGAGGAGGACGAGCUGCAAGAGCAGAAGCUGCAGGAGGCCACAGGCCAGACUGGGGCCGGCCUGGCCACUGCCAAGGCGGAACUGGCAGAGGUGAGGAAGGAGUGGACCAAGUACAUGGAGGUGCACGAAAAGGCAUCCUUCACCAACAGCGAGCUGCACCGCGCCAUGAACCUGCACGUGGGCAACCUGCGCCUGCUCAGUGGGCCGCUGGACCAGGUCAGGGCUGCCUUGCCCACGCCGGCCCUGACUCCAGAGGACAAGGCUGUGCUGCAGAACCUGAAGCGCAUCCUGGCCAAGGUGCAGGAGAUGCGGGAUCAGCGUGUGUCUCUGGAGCAGCAGCUGCGCGAGCUGAUCCAGAAGGAUGACAUCACUGCUUCCCUGGUGACCACUGACCAUUCAGAGAUGAAGAAACUCUUUGAGGAGCAGCUGAAGAAAUAUGACCAGCUGCGAGUAUACCUAGAACAGAACCUGGCAGCCCAGGACAACGUGCUUCGUGCACUCACCGAUGCCAAUGUGCAGUACGCAGCCGUGCGGCGGGUACUCAGUGACCUGGACCAGAAGUGGAACUCCACACUGCAGACCCUUGUGGCCUCAUACGAAGCCUAUGAGGACCUGAUGAAGAAGUCCCAAGAGGGCAAGGACUUCUAUGCGGACCUGGAGAGCAAAGUAGCCGCCCUGCUGGAACGGGCUCAGUCUGCCUGCCAGGCACGGGAGGCCGCCCGCCAGCAGCUCCUGGACCGAGAGUUGAAAAAGAAGCCGCCCCCACGGCCCACGGCCCCAAAGCCACUGCUGCCCCGCAGGGAGGAGAGCGAGGCUGCGGAGACAGGGGACCUGCCUGAGGAGCUGCGCAGCCUGCCACCUGACAUGGUAGCCGGUCCCCGGCUGCCCGACGCCUUCCUGGGAGCCACUACCCCCCUCCACUUCACACCCGGUCCCUUCGCCAACCCUGCUGUCCCGGGUCCCCACUAUGUCUCAGGCACGCUCCCCCCUGGCACCUACUCAGGCGCCAGCCAGCUGCUGCAGGCCAGGGCCUCAGGGCCCCCUGCCAUGCCCAUGGCACCCUCACCUGUCCUCUACCCGGCCCCUGCCUACACCCCAGAGCUGGGGCUUGUGCCCCGCUCCUCCCCACAGCACAGUGCAGGGAGCAGUCCCUACAGUGCAGUGGGGGCCCCCCCGGCCAUUGCUGGCCUGCCCUCUGCCCCUCCCCCUCAGUUUUCAGGCCCGGAGUUGGCCACAGCAGUUCGGCCAGCCACCACCACGGUAGACAGCGUCCAGGCCCCCAUCUCCAGCCACCUGGCACUGCGGCCCAACCCCAGCGCUGCUCCCCAGCCCUGCUUCCCCUCGCAGCCACCCCCGCCCAUGCCCUACGCAUACACAGUCGGGACCAAGCAGCCCCUUGCAGCGCCCCCAGCUCAGCAUCACUUUUCUCCUGGGGUGCCCACAGGGUUCCUUGCAACACAGGGCCCCAGCAUUGCUCCCCAGCCGCAUCCUUCCAGGGCAGCAUUUGGGCCUCUGCCCCCUCAGCAGCCCCUUCCAUUCCAGCAGCCACACCUCUUCCCACCCCCACCCCCAGCCCCGGGGAUCCUACCCUCCCAGCCCCCCUACCCCUUCCCACCACGCUCUGGCGUCCUUGCGCAGUCGCCGGCCGCCCUGCACACCCAGCUCUACCCAGGCCCCUCCCCAGAAGCCCUGCAGCCCCAGGCAGGGGCCCUGCCCUUCGCCAGCCCAGGGCCCCCCCAGCCUCCCCACCCACCCCUGGCCUAUGGGCCUGCUCCCUCUCCGAGUCCCCUGGGCACCCAGGCAGCCCCACUCCCCAUGCGUGGUCCUCCACCUGCUGGCCAGCCCAGCCCCAGUCCCCACCUGGUGCCUUCACCUGCCCCGUCUCCAGGGCCGGCCCCGGUGCCCUCUCGACCCCCCGCAGCAGAGCCACCUGCAUGCCCACGCCGGGGCAUGGCAGCUGCAGACCUGCUGUCCUCCAGCCCUGAGAGCCAGCAUGGGGGCGCACAGCCUCCUGGGGGCGGGCAGCCCCUGCUGCAGCCGACCAAGGUGGAUGCGGCCGAAGGCCGUCGCCCACAGGCCCUUCGGUUAAUCGAGCGGGACCCCUAUGAGCACCCUGAAAGGCUGGGGCAGUUGCAGCAGGAGCUGGAAGUCUUCCGGGGCCAGCUAGGGGACGCGGGGACACUGGACGCAGUCUGGCGGGAGCUGCAGGAGGCACAGGAACAGGAUGCCCGAGGUCGGUCCAUCGCCAUCGCCCGCUGCUACUCGCUGAAGAACCGGCACCAGGACGUCAUGCCCUACGACAGCAACCGUGUGGUGCUGCGCUCCGGCAAGGACGACUACAUCAACGCUAGCUGUGUGGAGGGGCUGUCACCAUACUGCCCACCCUUAGUGGCCACCCAGGCCCCGCUGCCCGGCACGGCUGCUGACUUCUGGCUCAUGGUUCACGAGCAGAAAGUGUCAGUCAUUGUCAUGCUGGUGUCAGAGGCUGAGGUGGAGAAGCAAAAGGUAGCCCGCUACUUCCCCACGGAGCGCAGCCAGCCCAUGGUGCACGGAGCCCUGAGCUUGGCGCUGAGCAGCGUGCGUACCACGGAGACCCACGUGGAGCGCGUGCUGAGCCUGCAGUUCCGUGACCAGAGCCUCAAGCGCUCCCUCGUGCACCUCCACUUCCCCACCUGGCCAGAACUAGGCCUCCCUGACAGCCCUGGCAACCUGCUUCGCUUCAUCCAGGAGGUGCACACGCAUUACCUGCACCAGCGGCCCCUGCACACGCCCAUCGUCGUGCACUGCAGCUCUGGUGUGGGCCGCACAGGCGCCUUUGCGCUGCUCUACGCCGCCGUGCAGGAGGUGGAGGCUGGGAAUGGCAUCCCUGCGCUGCCCCAGCUGGUGCGCCGCAUGCGGCAGCAGAGGAAGCACAUGCUGCAGGAGAAAUUGCACCUCAGGUUCUGCUACGAGGCGGCGGUGCGGCACGUGGAGCAGGUCCUGCAGCGCCACGGCGUGCCCCCACCCUGCAAGUCCCUGGCCGGUACCAGCACCAGCCAGAAGAACCAGCCGCCUCAGGACUCCCAGGACCUGGUCCUUGGUGGGGACGUGCCCAUCAGCUCCAUCCAAGCCACCAUCGCGAAGCUUAGCAUCCGGCCUGCUGCAGGCAUGGAUUCCCCGGCCACCAUGCAGUCAGGCCCCGCAGAGACCCUGGGCCUGGUGCCUGCGAGCCUCCCCGAGCCUGUACCUGCCCCAUCUUCCCCACCACCCCUCUCCUCACCCCUGCCCGAGGCCCCUCAACCGGAGGAGCAGCAACCGGUGCCUGAAGCCCCCAGUGUGGGGCCCCCGUCCUCCUCCCUGGAGCUGCUGGCUUCCCUGACCCCCGAGGCCUUCUCCCUGGACAGCUCCCUGCGCGGAAAGCAGCGCAUGAGCAAGCAGAGCUUCUUGCAGGCACACAAUGGGCAGGGCCUGCGCUCUGCCCGGGCCCCCGAUGAUCCCCUCAGUCUGCUGGAUCCGCUCUGGACCCUCAACAAGACCUGAGCCGCCUGUGCUGGUUCUCAACACUACAUUAUCCUGUGCCUCAGCCUCACCUGGCCCAGGCUGGCCAAGCACAGUGGCCUCGGCCCAGGCUUUGCUCCUCAGUGGGACCUGGUGUUUUUCAGCUCUUUGCUAUUGAAAUAAACCAACCUAUUCUGUG